AUGGACGGCGAGGAGCGUGUGAGCGCAGCGGCGAUCGAGAGCCGCUCGCACCGGUCGCUCGAGCUUGUGCUUGCGACAAAUGAGUCGAUCACGAUUGAUCUGGAUCCGCUGCCGUCACCAGAGGAGCUCGAAGUCGUGAUUGAGAUUCUCGUCGAAGAGAAGCCGCCGGCGUACUUUUGGACUGCACUCGCCUCGCGCUGUUGGAACCAGGGUCGGCGCACAGAGGCGGAGCAGAUUGUGACAAAAGGGUACAAUAUCUUGCCGGUGCAUCGCCCGAAUGAAAGUACUUCGCUGUUUGCGCUGCACGCGGCAUUCCAGCUCGCCGACGCUCGUGCGGCGCCCAAACUGCUCCUGGACAAUGCACGCUACCAGGACUUGAGCGGGAAGCAGACCAAGCAGCACCAUUUUCGCAGCGCGAUCGAAUCGCUGAACCAGGCCCAGUCGCUGGACCCCCAGAGCCCCAUCAUUGUACUCACACGUGCCGUGCUUGCUCUGGUCAUGGGCGACAAUGCGCUUGCGGGCAAGCUCUUUGACGCGACCCUCUCCAAAGACCCGAUGCAUGCGAUUGCACUGCUUGGCAAAGCAUGUGUCCUGCUGCGCACGCGCCAGUAUAUGGCCGCACUGCACAUGUACCAAACCGUGCUGCGCAUCGCGCUAAAGAUGGACCAGCUUGCCGCGGCAAACAACGAUACGAACCUCUGUUGGACGGGCCCCGAUCCACGUAUCGGAUUGGGACUGUGCUUGUGGGGCCUUGGACGGCACGAUACCGCGCGCCGCGCAUGGCGCCGAGCGAUGAACGCCACGCCAGAGCACCACGCGCCGCGACUCUUGCUCGGUCUGUCGCUGGUGAAUGCCGCAAAACAAGUCCAAGCCUUGCCGCACGGGUGGUAUGGCGCAGGGACGGAGCGUGCGGAGGAUGCAGCGCGCCGCGAAGCCUACGCCGAAGGCCUCGUCCUCCUCCAAAGUGCGUGGCGCCUCGACAAGACCAAUGCCAUGACCGCGGUAAGCCUCAGCGCACAUUUGCUCUCCCAAGCCACGCAGAUCUUUGCACAAGUCCUACCGCCUGCCAACGACUUCAGUAGCGUGCCCGGUGCGCCCGACGAGGCGCAGGCGGCGGCUGCGAGCGGCGUCCUGGACCGUGCGCUAAAGUUGAGCGAACACGCCAUCCAGUAUGCAGACUCCAAGUCUCCUGUCAUACAGGCCUGGCUCCAGUAUGCCCACGCGCUCCAUCUCAGCUCGCAGCUACCGGGGAACAGUACAGACCAUGCGUUGCGUCUCCUGUCGCAGCGCUACUAUGCACGCGCGAGUGAGGAACUCGCCAAGACGCCCAACCUGCCCGGCAAAAACGACCAGGACACGUUUCAGCACCAGCUCGAGCAUGGCCUGGCGCUUGCCACGCUGGGCCUGGCGCAGCUGCAAGCGUCGACGGCAGAGCCACUGGCCGCAAUCAAUACCCUCGAGGCUGUGCUUGUACGCCCUGGCACCGGCUCGAACGACUCGUACAAUACAGAGCUGAGUUUGUUUGCCGCACUGCUCUAUGCACAGCCGCAGCCUGGCGCGACGCCCCAGCAGCUCUUGGCGGACCGCAAAAAAGCGCGAGUGUCGCUUGACCGCACACUGCGCCUGGUGGACUCUGCAGAGCGUCUCUUGCACAGCAAGCAGGACGACCAAGACAACUCACUCUUGCAGGCCGAGACGGCGAUCGCAGCCGAACACCUGUCCACCAUGACGCUCUCCGCCAUGACACUCUUUGGAACCGAUCCACGCGUCUACGCACUCCUCGCUUCCCUGUUUGCGCCGGGCGAUAUAGACCGUGCAGUGCAGUACAACACACGCGCUUUGCACCUGGCCGAACAGCGCAAAGGCACCGCCGCACUCCAGGCCGCGCUCCAGCUGAACAUCGGCGCGCUGUGGGUUCUGCACGGCGCCGCUCUGACGCACGCGCCGAGUGUGCGCAAGGUGGACGAAGGUGCAUUGCGCAAAGGUAUCGAGUAUUUGGAACGCGCGUUCGUAAGCGCCGAUGCCAUACCGUCGUCGCCAGAAACCGACGCUGUGAAGAUCUUGGCCAACUACGAUCUCGGCCGCGCAUUCGAGGCGAGCGGCGACGUAGGACACGCGGAAGAAGCUUACCGUGCUUUGGUCGCAGCGCAUCCAGAGUACGCCGAGGCACGCGUACGGCUCGCUGUUCUUGCAGCCAACUUGGAGCAAUCCGUGCAGAUCGAGGAGAACGGGACGAGAAAGGCGGCGCGCGACGUUGCCAAUGCGCGCUUUAAAGAAGCGCUCUUGAGCGAUCCAAGCAAUUUGGACACGCGCGCUUCUUACAUCCGCUUCCUUGCCGGAGAGUACCCUGCCAACCGGCAAGCUGCAUGGCCAGCCAUCAAGGAUAUCAGCGCCCAGCUCUUUGUCAACCCAGAUGUGGGCAAGACAGUGUUUGGCAGCGCCGGUGCGGCGCGCCGCGUCACGGAAGAGGCGCGCCACGACGCUUGGGUGCUUAGCGUACUGGGCUGGACGUACUACCAAAUCGGACUGCACACGCCCGCAGGCCCGACGCAGCGCGAAGACAAGACCAAGAGCAUGUACCGCGCCGCUGACUUGUUCGACAAGGCGUUGGGCGUGCAUCCGCAGUGUGUCUUUGCCGCACAGGGCCUGGCAAUUCUGCUUGCCGACGAUGCGUUGGGUGAUGCGUCUGCUGCGCCAGAGGCUGUGGAAGAGCGUCGGCGCAACGCCGCAGAGGACGCCGUCGGCGUCUUUGGCAGGCUGCGCGAGGUGCGCGACGACGCCAGCGUGUAUGUGUGCCAGGGCCAUGCAUACAUGCGCUGCAACGAUUUGGAGCGCGCCGUGCAUGUGUACGAAUUAGCGCUCACGCGCCACCAUAACGAGAAGAAUCCCAUGGUGCUGCAGUACCUUGCGCGUGCAGAGUACGCGCUUGGAUUGCGCCAAAAGGAGUUUGCGCUUUUGGAGCAGGCCGUGUGUCAUUUGGAUACAUCUGCGCAGCUCCUGGCCAUGCGCGGCGACGAAAGCGGAGAAAUUGAGUGCAAGCAGAUUGCGUACAAUCGUGCGGUGAUGGCGCAGAAAGCGCUGCAGAUGCUGUACGACCUGCCCGUCGAGCAGCGCGGCGCGGCGCAUUUGCAGGAGGCCAUCGGCUGGGUGCGCGACGCACAGCCCGUCUUGGAAACGCUCGAGGAUGCGGCAAAGAAAGGCCAGCUCUUGUACAUCACCGCCGAGGUCGUCGAGCAGCGCGCCAAAUAUGCAGAAAUCUCGCUGUUGCGUCAGGCCGAGAGUGUCUUGGAAGAGACGCGCACGUACGAGGAACAGCACCAGCAGCAGCUUGUACAGCUCAACGAGAAGCAGCGCGAAAAAGAAACGCAGCUGCUCGCGCUGCGCCGCGAAAAGGAAGAGGAGCAUCGACGCCGUGCAGAGGCAAUCGCAGCGUCGCGCCGUCGUGCGCGCGAAGAGGCGAGUCAGAUCGAGUACCUUCCCGAGCCGAGUCCCGAGCCCAAGAAGCGCAGUACGCGUCGUAAAAAGGCGCCCCAGCCCCAGCCCCAGCCCCAAACCCAGCAAGAGUUUGUGGCGGAGGAGUCGAGUGAGGAGGACGCUCUUUUCCGCGAGGACGAAAGCGAUUCGGAUAGCAGCGAUUCGGACGCGGAGCAAGCAGACACGCCGCAGGACGUUCAAGCAGAGCACACCGCAUCGUCUGCGCCUAAGAGCACGCGGGAAAAGCUCGCCGAGCUUGCACGCCAGCGAAGAAAACGCAAGGACGAUGAGGAGAACCCGUCCAAGAAGCGGCGCAGCGACAAGGAGCGCAAAGAGCACAAGAAACCGAAACCGAACCCCGCGAACCCCGCGGAAAACGCUACGAUCGACUCGGACGAAGAAAUGAAGCUGUAG
Molecule: messenger RNA, 3888 nt
Organism: Malassezia vespertilionis
Lineage: Eukaryota; Fungi; Basidiomycota; Malasseziomycetes; Malasseziales; Malasseziaceae
Gene: CTR9
Product: protein required for normal CLN1 and CLN2 G1 cyclin expression
Exons: 1
Coding region: 1-3888 (1295 amino acids)
Biological process (GO): regulation of DNA-templated transcription
Cellular component (GO): Cdc73/Paf1 complex
Molecular function (GO): RNA polymerase II complex binding
Source: RefSeq, a predicted model, not a curated record